This is a messenger RNA of Diachasmimorpha longicaudata, 2910 nucleotides long. RefSeq names its product cell surface glycoprotein 1-like. The record is from RefSeq and is a predicted model, not a curated record. The coding region runs from base 121 to 2910 and encodes 929 amino acids. NCBI's taxonomy places the organism in Eukaryota, Metazoa, Arthropoda, Insecta, Hymenoptera, Braconidae. The transcript has 6 exons.
CUACAAUACCCUAAAUAAAAAAAAACAGCUACAUUAUUAACCAAAUAAAUUAACAAAUUGACAAAAAAAAAAUUGGAAAUCGAUCGAGCGAACGUUUGGAAUCGCCAGUGAAGUGCAGAUAUGUGGCUGAGGAGUUUAUUGUUAUUAUGCUGCACAGUUGCGCUUGCACUGUCUGAAGAUGCUAAACACACACCGGAGUACGUUAACAUAAGGUCUACGCCUGGAGGUGCUCGAGGGGCAUCCAGCUCAGACUUCGCAACCUCCCACAAGCUGCCAGAAGGUAUUCCCUACCCGUCAGAAGAGGUGGAGCCCUCGGACGUGCCGAAUCGGGCUCAGCAGAAACAAGAGGUGAUCCAGCGAAUCCAGAAACUAGACUCCAAGCUCCAUCCCCUCGAGCCAGUCCCACAAAGCCUGGACCCGCUAAACCCCGUGAACACACCAAAGGACUCGUCCAGCAUAAACUCAAAGCGUCAAGCACGAGUUCAACUGGAGACCUUCAGCUCCACUGGCUACAUUCCCGAAGAAUCCCUGCCGAUCAGUUCAGGCUUCAGACGCCACGACGAGGACUUCGACAAUGCAGAGGAUGCACCACCGAAGACCUCUCACAAAUACCGCCCAAGCAGCCGGGAUGAUCACAUACCUGGUGUCCACAUCAGCGAUGAAUACCCCACGACAAUGCGUCCAAUAUUAACGACAGAUCGUCAGCAGUACUCAAGGCCAUCCUUCGACUUCGUUCCAGUUAACAUAAUCAGAGAGGACAGCAAGGACAACUGGACGCCCUUCGCCAAUCGUAACUUCGAUGACCUCGGUGACGUGAGUCUGGUUCCAGCAGGAUCCAAUUCUCGGAUACAGAUCAAGAAGGGGCCAAACGGAAAGGAUUACGAGUACGAGUACGUCUAUUACUACUACGAUGAGGAGGAGGAGGGUAAGGCAGGAGCUGCCAGUAGUAAUCAGGAGGGAGUCAGGACAACCCCAUCGUCCCCGUCCCCGUCAUCAAGAAGGAGCGGAUCAUCUGGAAGAAGUAAGUACAGUUCUGUUGAACGGUCGACGACAGCUGAACCUGUCAGCAACGAAGUUCUACCGAACAGGAUCAGUAACAGGGGGAGGAACCUGGAGAACGAGGAGGUAAACGAGGAGAGACUUCCGAUGAAUACGAGGUUCCCACCCAGAUCGAGGUCCAAUCAUAAUACAGGCACGACUGAGCCGAGCAGGAACAGGGGGAACAGGCCUAGACCUAAUUUGGAUCUGGUGGACUCUAGCAGCUUUAGGACGCAUCAGGAGGGGCCGGAAUUUCCACAGACCUUGCCGAAAGGGCCCGUCAGAUUUCUGGGAGUGACUCCCAAUGAAGGUGGAGAUGGAGGAAGAACCAGGGGUAGACCUCACAGGGUCCAGGAACCAGCGCCUGUUGCUGAGAGGGAGGACGAGGACAGGAAGAGAACUGCUGCUGAACCAGUGCUCGAAGUGGAAUUGAAUCGUGGUCAGCCCUCGCGGCCGCCCCCUACGGAGGAGGACGAGCUCUCCACCGUUUCCGCCAUCAGAGAGGACAAACUCGGUGAGGAGAAAGCCCCUGAGACAACGACGUUAGACACCCCGACGACUGAGUAUCCCUCAGCGAUGGACAAAGUGGCCCUCGACCUCUACGCGUUCCUCCAACAGGGUCAGAGCAACCUAGUGGACAGUGCCACAGAUGCGGAAGACUCCAAUGAAAAUACGACUCUGGUGGACGACGAUGCGACAACAAAUCUGCCCACUACAACUGAUGGAAGCCCAACAACUGUUGAAGCGAUAACCACGACGGAGGCCACUACUACCACGACAACUACCACCACGACCACCACGACAACGACUACUACGGAGGCGCCAACCACUUCAGGGUUACCUGGACGGGGAAAAUUCCGAAGACCUGGAGCACCCGGUGGUACUGGCAGUCGAAAUAGAUUCAAAUCCAGUGGGUCCUCAACAACAACAACGGAAAAUCCUUCUCCAGCGGAGCCAACCCAGCGAAAAAAUCGUUUUGGCUCAAACUCCGGAGGCUUCAAGCGUCCCAGACCCGGCUCCAAAGCCCCAGCACAGGAGGAAGAAAUCCGGAAGGACUCAGUCAGCUCUGCGAACGCUGAAAAACCAGCGAAUGGCAGGAAUAGGUACCGAGGAAACGGUUCCAAGCCCAGUGUUUCCACAACAUCAGCCCCAGCCACGUCCUCCCCAUCAUCCUCCUCCGGAGUCUCUCGUCCGACUUUCAACAAGAUAAACCUGAACCGACGGAGAGGAAGACCCACGACCCCACCCCCAAAUGCCAACGAGGACAACCAGGAGGCAGGUGAAACUGGGGGCACUGAGGGCAGUUCUGAAGCAUCAACGACAACGAAAUCACCCCUGAGACCCAGAUUACCGGGUGGUGGACCGAGACCCGUCAGACCUGGGGCUAAAAUCAACUUGAGGAGACCUGGACAACCGACCACCAGCACUGCAGCACCCGAAGUCCAAGAGGGAACCGUCGACGAGCCCGCGGGGGAGGGAACCGAGGAGGAGACUCACGAGACGCCAGCAGAAACGCUCCCUCCGACGAAGCACACAACCCUUAACCCAUUGAAUAAACUUCGCAACAGGAAUCGUCUUCAGGUGCACCCAAAAGCGACAACCCGAUCGCCCCUGCCAACCGCCCCAAGAAAAUCUCCUCUUCUCCCCCGUCGCAAAACCACGGAGGCCCCAGUGGUGGAGACUGCCCACGAGGAAUCAGUGACCGAGGAGAACGCAGCCCCAGAGGAGACUGACGUUACUGAAGCAGCCCUUCCCGAGACCAGCACUGCUGCCAGCAGUAAGCACGAGGAAAUCAGGGCCCGGACUGGCCUCCUCGCUCCCAGACGCAGGAUAGCUCCCAGACGUCCAGGGCAAAUAAUCGGACGCGAAUGA